Molecule: messenger RNA, 1550 nt
Organism: Zingiber officinale
Lineage: Eukaryota; Viridiplantae; Streptophyta; Magnoliopsida; Zingiberales; Zingiberaceae
Product: transcription factor SRM1-like
Exons: 3
Coding region: 351-1217 (288 amino acids)
Molecular function (GO): DNA binding
Source: RefSeq, a predicted model, not a curated record
ACUGGGAGAGGCCACACCGGAGCUGUUGGACGUGUGACAUUGUCCCUCCCUUGAUGGGUGGAUGCUCGGGUGGACCUUCUUUUUCCUCCAUUGGCGACAUUGUUGCAUUCAUUUCUUACCGGUUGAUGUCGAGCUGCUUGGACUCUUUUGCUUGGGAGCUUCCGAUUCAGAAAGCAACAAGUACUGAAUGAUUGGAGUAACAAUCUCUGUAAAGAUUUCCGCUCCCGAUUGGAUCAGUAGAAAGCCGUCAGAUCUGAAAUCGAAGCAAAAAAAUCCCACCUUGUUCGCCGGAGUCGAACGAUUCGAGGGCAUCCCCCUUUCUUCCCCAUUUGGUUUCCCGAUUUAGCUCCAUGGUGAUGGAAGUGGAAAGUUGUGGCUCGUCCUGGACUAGAGAGCAGGAGAAGGCAUUCGAGAAUGCGUUAGCAACCCAUCCAGAGGAUUGCAGUGAUCGGUGGGAGAAAAUCGCAGCUGAUGUGCCUGGGAAAACUGUUGAAGAUGUAAAGAGCCACUAUGACCUUCUAGUAGAGGAUGUCAAUAGCAUCGAGUCCGGCAGAGUCCCUCUACCUUCCUACCCGUCUUCAUCGGACGGCGGUGACCAUGCCACUGACACCGGCGGCAGCGGCAAGAAGGGUGGGAACGGCGAUGGCAGUCACAGCGGGAAAGCAUCUCGGGCAGAACAAGAGCGCAGAAAGGGAAUAGCUUGGACUGAAGAUGAGCACAGAUUAUUUCUCCUCGGACUUGAAAAAUACGGGAAAGGUGAUUGGAGGAGCAUUUCUCGCAACUUUGUGAUAUCAAGAACACCAACACAAGUUGCAAGCCAUGCGCAGAAAUACUUUAUUCGGCUCAACUCGAUGAACAAAGAGCGUAGAAGGACCAGCAUUCAUGACAUUACGAAUGUCGGCGGCGAUGGAGAUGUAUCAGCUCCUCAAGGUCCAAUCACCGGUCAGGUUAGCGGGUCGGUUACAAGUACAACGAAGCCCAUCAAACAAUCUUCUCAGCCAUCAGGUGUGAAUAUGUUUGGAGCAACGAUCGGGCAGCCAGUGGCCGGAGUGGCCGGCCCUCUUGGUCCAGCAGUAGGCACUCCAGUUAGUCUUCCUGGAGCACCUCACUUUGCAUACGGCAUUCGAGCCCCAGUUUCUGGAGGCGCAGCGCCCGGUGGCCAGGUGAACAGGCCCCCUAUGACAAAUCCAAUGCCUCCAACAUCGGCUAAUAGAUAGUAGUUGUAGCUUGCCAGGUUGCUUGCAAUGCAUCUCCAUCGAUUGUUUCAAAAAUAAGUGGAUAGACUGCAACAGCAUCGUUUCUGAAUUUCUAGUAGUUGCCGGAGAGUUCAAAGGUGCUUAAUUACUGAUUGCUUCUUCUCGCCGGCAUUGAAACAUAAGCAUCGAUCCAUGUAGUCGAUGUAUCCAAAGCUUGUAACUCUUGUAUUCUUCUUGUUACUUGUAUGGUGACCCUCUCUCAUCUGUUGUAGAACACAAGUGCAAAAUUGAGAUGUUAAUGUUAUUGCAGCACUUCACAUGCAGUUUCUCAAGUAAGCAUCAGAGUUUGAAUCA